UGGUGCGCCUCCUUCGUUGGCAAAUGUGAUGGUGGUGUCGACUUGCUAGGAUGGUGGUGGCUUCCCCUUAGCUCAGAUUCCCAGUUCACCCCAAUCACACUUCCCCGUAGACACAUACGUGUCCUUGCGCAACGUAAAGCAGAGAAGAACAAAUUCUCGCCAAACUACGUCUACGAGAUGGAAGACGUAUGGCAUAUGGACGGCCAAGACCGCUCCCCUUCCGAAUCCUCCUUGCCCGUGUCUGAACUGGGUACAGUCACUAGCGCUCCUCCUUUCAGAGUCAACGCACUCGGAUCAAGCGUCCCCUUUCUCCUCAUGCACCUCCUUCCCCCGACGCCCAUUUUCUUCCGAUUUACGUAUUGAAACCACCCUCGGAGGUGUUGGCUCUGCUUUCUGGAACCCCACUCUUGGCGAUGCGCAAGAUCUUCGCGGGGAACUUGAUGUUCGAUGGGAACGUGGUCCGGGAGAUGAUGGACGGCCUGGCUGUGGUGCCGUGACAAAAGAGUGCAGAACUGGACGUUGGAUACGCAUGGAGAGUAUAUCAACGCCCUUCAGGACAUUGAUUCAUAGGAUGGUGAUCCAUCUAUGGAUGACUCGAUUCAGGCGUUGAAUGUUACGCUACCAUUACUAAGUAAUAUGUAUGUAUACUACGUAUUCCUCUUUGCUUUGAUCACACUUGAGACUCACAGGCGCCACUAGGUGUCUGGAUAUAUGUCGGGUCCGACUCCCGAGCUCAAGCGAACUCCAUAUCUUAGCGCUCGCCGCCGAUGGAUUUG
This is a messenger RNA of Suillus subalutaceus, 776 nucleotides long. RefSeq lists its product as uncharacterized. The annotation marks the transcript as partial. The transcript is spliced from 2 exons. Lineage: Eukaryota; Fungi; Basidiomycota; Agaricomycetes; Boletales; Suillaceae. The record is from RefSeq and is a predicted model, not a curated record.